Molecule: messenger RNA, 2856 nt
Organism: Aspergillus udagawae
Lineage: Eukaryota; Fungi; Ascomycota; Eurotiomycetes; Eurotiales; Aspergillaceae
Exons: 7
Coding region: 1-2856 (951 amino acids)
Biological process (GO): lipid metabolic process
Molecular function (GO): protein binding; ADP binding
Source: RefSeq, a predicted model, not a curated record
AUGGAACAGGCGGUGUCGACCAAGCACAACGGAGAGCCGAAUCCUCUUGACAGUACAGGCCUCUGUUUGCUGGCCCUCGACGGCGGCGGCGUGCGAGGGCUCUCAUCGCUCUACAUCUUGAAAAGCAUCAUGGAUCGACUGAACCACGAACGAAAGAAGAACAGCCUUCCUUCCGUGAAACCAUGCGAAGUGUUCGACCUUAUCGGAGGCACCAGCACCGGCGGGCUGAUUGCGAUCAUGCUUGGUCGGCUCGAAAUGGACGUCGAUGAAUGCAUUGCCGCGUACACCGAUCUCGCGGCCCACGUCUUCGGCGAGAAAUUGAGCCGUUUUCCAGUCAACAUCAGAGGUGGAGUCAAGCCGCGAUUCGAUUCUGCAAGAUUAGAAAGCGCGAUCAAAAAGGUGGUAACCCAGAAGAGUGUGUCAGAGACAGACUUGCUCAAUGAUGGGAAGGAGCGCGGAUGUCGGACCUUUGUAUGUACGAUCAACCGCGAUACAAAGGACAUGGUCCGUCUCCGAAGUUAUAUCUUGACUGAUUGGCCGGAUAUUCCUGCGACAAUUUGCCAGGCUGCCCUUGCGACGUCCGCCGCCACCACCUUCUUCGAUCCCGUUAGUAUCGAUGACCGUACGUUCGCGGAUGGGGGUUUUGGCGCAAAUAAUCCCGUGGACGAAGUGGAAGGAGAAGCAUCUAAUAUCUGGGGCUCGGACGAGAAAGAUCUGAAAGAACUGGUCAAGUGUUUUAUAUCAAUCGGGACAGGGAAUCCUGGCAAGAAAGCAUUCGAAGACGGCAUGAUCAAGUUUCUUAGCGCGACGGUCGUGCAGAUCGCAACGGAGACAGAGGCUACGGAGAAAAGGUUUAUAGAAAGAUGGGCUAAACACUUCGACGAAAACCGGUAUUUCCGUUUUAAUGUCGACCAAGGGUUGCAGGAUAUUGGACUGGAUGAGUUCAAGAAGAAGGGCGCCAUCAAAGCGGCUACGGAAGGGUACCUCACUCACGUAGCACAAAGGCACCGUGUGCGAGACUGUAUCCAGAACUUGAGGCUCAAACAGAACAAGACCGAAACAUCCUUUGGCGCCGUGGUAGAUGAAUACACCAUACGCACGAUCCGCCAGCAGUCAGCCGCGCGUCACAGAACCUGGAUUGUGCCAUUUGAAAGGAAUCCUCGCUUUACAGGCCGCGAGCCUCAGCUUGCUGAGAUUGAAGGAAAGCUUUUUACUAGGGAUCAUACCGCAAAAAUUGCAAUUACGGGUCUAGGUGGCGUAGGAAAGACGCAGCUGGUGCUUGAACUGCUCUACCGAAUGAAGGAUAAGCACAAGCAUUGCUUGAUUAUCUGGAUACCCGCAACCAACGGGGAAAGCCUUCAUCAAGCAUACCGUGACGUCGCGCGGCAGCUUAGAAUACCCGGCUGGGAAGAGGAAAAGGCAGACGUCAAGAGACUUGUGCAGGGACACCUGAGCAAGGAUGACGCAGGCCAGUGGCUGGUCGUGUUUGACAACGCCGAUGACAUUGAUGUGUGGAUCGCCAAAGUUGGAUCUAAGCACGAGUCGGAAGAGGGAUCCCGGGGUUUACUCGACUACCUGCCGAGCAGCGGUCAAGGAUCCAUCAUCUUCACAACGCGUGACAGGAAGACAGCGGCCAAGCUCGCACGCCAGAAUGUCGUGGAAAUUCCGGAGAUGGAGGAAGAGGCCGCUACGCAGCUACUGCAGAAGUGUCUCAUCAAUCCGGGCGUUGCCAACAACCGGCUUGACGCAGCUGUCCUUCUUUCAGAGCUCACUUAUCUACCACUAGCUAUCGCCCAGGCAGCCGCGUACAUCAACGAGAACGGAAUAACACUUGGAUGUUAUCUAUCACUCCUAGCGGAGCAAGAAGAGGAGGUUAUCGCUCUUCUCAGCGAAGAAUUUGAGGAUGAUGGGAGAUAUCGCAACGUGAAAAACCCAGUGGCCACGACGUGGCUAAUCUCAUUUGAGCAGAUUCAGCAGCGCAAUCCUCUUGCAGCCCAGUAUCUGUCAUUCAUGUCCUGUGUAGAUCCGAAAGAGAUUCCGCAAUCUCUUCUUCCGCCAGGGUCGUCGCGGAAGGAGGAGACGGACGCCAUUGGAACACUAAAUGCCUAUUCUUUUGUCAGCAGACGUCCCGCGGACCCGGUUCUCGAUCUCCAUCGACUGGUGCAUUUGGCUACGCGGAACUGGCUUCGAAGAGAACGGAAGCUUGCUCAGUGGACGGAGAGAGUAAUUGUGCGGCUAGAGGAAGUGUUUCCGGACUAUGAUCACAAGAACAGAAGUGUCUGGAGGAGAUACCUACCACACGCGCGUUAUGCACUGCAAGCCGAUCUUACCGACAAACAUUGGACGUGCAGAAUGGAUCUUAUCUGGAGAUAUGGCCUGUGUCUCGAUCAAGACGGACAAUGGGAUGAUGCUGAGGUUGCAUUUACACAGGUCCUAGAAAUGAGAAAGAGGGUGCUUGGGCCGGACCACCCUUCCACGCUGGCCAGCAUGGCCGCCCUGGCAUCAACCUACUGGGGUCAAGGACGAUGGAAUGAAGCUGAGAAGCUGGAGGUACAAGUAAUAGAGACUUCUAAGACAGUGCUAGGAGCUGAGCAUCCUGACACUCUAAUCAGCAUGAUGAACCUGGCCUCAACCUACUCAAAUCAAGGACGGUGGAAUGAAGCUGAGAAGCUGAAGGUGCAAGUAAUAGAGACUUCUAAGACAGUGCUAGGAGCUAAGCAUCCUGACACUCUAAUCAGCAUGGCGAACCUGGCAUCAACCUACUGGGAUCAAGGACGAUGGAAUGAAGCUGAGAAGCUGGGGGGGCAACAUGGCAAACCUGGCAUCAACCUACUGGGGUCAAGGACGUUGGACUGA